UCAAUUCAGAGACAAACUCAUUUAUUUAUUCCUAGUAAUUUAGAGUGGAUACGGUUAUUGAAACCAUAAUGAGUGUGGCCUUGUGGGAGUAUUAAGGUUAAUUGUCCAGAAUCCAGAUCCAUCUAGAAAAGGGCAGGUAUCUGAGUUCUGAAACCUCACUCGUUCCUAUUUUAUAGGAAUAGGAAUCCGAACAAACAACAAAGCCACGACCAUGACUCGUCCUUUACAAUUCCUCUCUCUGAUUCUCCUUUUCGCACUUUUGUCUCUGGCCACUGCCUCCCAAGUCUUCGAAAGGUGGUGCAAGGAACACGGCAAAACCUACUCUUCCGAGGAACAGAAACGGUACAGGCUCAAAGUGUUCGAGGACAACUAUGCCUUUGUCGCCGAACACAACCGAAACGCCAAUACUUCCACCUACACCCUCUCCCUCAACGCUUUCGCCGAUCUCACUCACCAUGAAUUCAAAACCUCUCGUCUUGGUCUCGCCCUUCCCCCUUCCUUGCUGCGAUUCAAACGUCCCCGGAAUCAACAACCCCCUCACCUUCUUCAAGUUCCUUCCGAGAUCGAUUGGAGAAAGAGUGGGGCAGUUACACCCGUCAAGGACCAAGGAAGCUGUGGUGCCUGUUGGGCGUUCUCAGCUACCGGUGCUAUUGAAGGUAUAAAUAAGAUUGUCACAGGGUCUCUUGAAAGCCUUUCUGAACAAGAGCUGAUAGAUUGUGAUAGAUCCUACAACAGCGGUUGUGAAGGUGGACUCAUGGAUUAUGCUUACCAAUUUAUCAUUGACAACGGUGGGAUUGACACCGAGGAUGAUUAUCCAUAUCAAGUUCGGGAACGGACUUGCAAUAAGGACAAGUUAAGAAGGCGUGUUGUUACAAUUGAUGACUAUGUUGAUGUGCCUCUGAAUGAGGAAGAGUUACUAAAGGCUGUUGCAACACAGCCUGUAAGUGUAGGGAUAUGUGGGAGUGAAAGAGCAUUCCAGUUGUACUCAGAGGGUAUCUUCACCGGUCCAUGUUCAACUGCUUUGGAUCAUGCAGUAUUGAUAGUAGGAUAUGGUUCAGAAAAUGGAGUUGAUUAUUGGAUCGUAAAGAACUCAUGGGGAAAAUAUUGGGGAAUGAAUGGUUACAUACACAUGAUACGAAACAGUGGAGAUUCCAAAGGGAUAUGUGGAAUCAACACAUUAGCUUCAUAUCCUAUCAAGACCAAGCCUAAUCCCCCUAUCCCUCCUCCCCCAGGUCCUGUAAGAUGUAAUCUGUUUACUCAUUGUUCACAAGGAGAAACAUGUUGCUGUGCUAGGAGCUUUCUUGGAAUAUGCUUUUCUUGGAAAUGCUGUGGAUUAACUUCUGCAGUCUGUUGUAAAGACAAGCGCCACUGUUGCCCCCAAGAUUAUCCAAUUUGUGAUACAGGAAAGGGCCAAUGUUUAAAGAUGAUUGCAAAUGGGACAACAACAAUCGCAUCUGAGAACCAGGAUUUUUCCCACCAGCCAAGAGGUUGGACAUCUCAUUAAGGAUUUAUGUUCAACGCCAUCCAUUUGUAUGAUCGAGUCAUUCUAGUUGCGUUGCUAUCCUAUUGUAUUACUGAGGUAUUUCAUUACUAAUAGCUGAUUAGGGUUCAAAAGGAUUCAAGUUUUGGCAAAAUGGAUUAUAUUUGUUAUGGUAGGGGGUAUUGAUAGGAUAAGCCAAUAGGGAAUGAAUGUACUACCCGAAUGUAAUACCAAUAUAUAUACUAUAGAGUAAAGAUGUUAGUUUCUUUUUUUGUUA
Cajanus cajan (pigeon pea) is the source of this 1757-nucleotide messenger RNA. It is a transcript of the gene XBCP3, whose product is annotated as xylem bark cysteine peptidase 3. NCBI's taxonomy places the organism in Eukaryota, Viridiplantae, Streptophyta, Magnoliopsida, Fabales, Fabaceae. Gene Ontology annotation, molecular function: cysteine-type peptidase activity. The record is from RefSeq and is a predicted model, not a curated record. Gene Ontology annotation, biological process: proteolysis.